AUGACCGACCGUAACGAGAAAGCGGUGAAAGCGAUGAUCGAACUGUUCAACGAACUCAACCAAGAGCUGCCGGGCCGAACGGCCGAAGGCCUGGCCGAAAUUGAGAAGCUCGACCAGGAAACAAAAGAAAAAACUGAGGAAUUGCAUAAACGAAGAAUUUAUUAUAUGAAACGGCAUAAGGACCUGACGCCCGAGCAACUUGAAGGCGGAUUUCAGUAUAUCCAGGUGAGAAAAAUGAAAAAUUUUUGUAAAAAUCCAGAAUUUUCCAGGAUGCAAUGGCAAAAUUAGUGAAAAUUGGCGACAAAAAGUUGCAAAUCGCCGCCGGAAUCCGCAAACGAAUGUGCGAUGUUCUGAAGACGUACGACGAGACCGACAAGAACUUUAUCGAGAACUGGGAGGUAGAGGAAGAAGAGCCAGUGCCGGAGAAGCCUGUGGAGCCGAAGGACCCUCCGAAGACGGCGAAAAGCGGAAGAAAGUCGAAGAUCGCGGAGAAGGAGGAGGAAGUGGAAGCGCCGGAGGAGAAGAAGAAGGUGAAGCGGGGAAGAAAGAGAAAGAACGAAGUGGUAAAGGAAAAGGAGGAGGAGGAAGAUGACGACGGAGAAGAGAAAGAGGAAGAAGGAGGAGAGGAAGCGGCGGCGGCAGAUGACGACGGCCGACGGUGGUGCUGGUGCAAAAUGGUAAGCGAAUGGAAGAUGUUGAGCAUCUUUGAAGAGUUCUCACAUUUUUCUCAAUGUUUGCUCAAAAAAUGUUUUCCUCUUAUUUCUCAAGCGCUUCUCUAAAGAAAGCAGGAGUUACAGAACAAAGAUGGCGAAGACAUGGUGUGCUGCGACAACGACGUCUGCCCGCUCGCCUGGUUCCACUUCUCGUGCAUAGGCAUCACUCGGGCGCCCGCCGGACGCUGGUUCUGCUGUACGGCGUGCAAGGAACUCGGCGACGAGCAGGAACGACUGAGAACCGAGGAGAAGCAGAAGAAGCAGCAGCAGCGUGGAAUCAAGAGAAAGAAGUGA
This is a messenger RNA of Caenorhabditis sp. 36 PRJEB53466, 1007 nucleotides long. The record is from the annotation of a GenBank genome assembly. Lineage: Eukaryota; Metazoa; Nematoda; Chromadorea; Rhabditida; Rhabditidae.